Messenger RNA from Drosophila serrata, 1189 nucleotides. RefSeq names its product endoplasmic reticulum GDP-fucose transporter. The record is from RefSeq and is a predicted model, not a curated record. Gene Ontology annotation, cellular component: endoplasmic reticulum membrane; Golgi membrane. NCBI's taxonomy places the organism in Eukaryota, Metazoa, Arthropoda, Insecta, Diptera, Drosophilidae. Gene Ontology annotation, biological process: UDP-N-acetylglucosamine transmembrane transport. Gene Ontology annotation, molecular function: UDP-N-acetylglucosamine transmembrane transporter activity; UDP-xylose transmembrane transporter activity.
UUACGUUUUCGUUGGGCUGGCCAAAAAGAAAGUUGGCUCAAAAGCUCGACAUGGCCUAUAUUAGGGUCACAGUUAGUAGUAGUAUUUCGUUGUUUCGAUGAGUUUGUCCCCACGCUCUGUUCUGGCCGUCGGGGGCGUCUUCCUGGGCUGCUGCAGUGGCGUGGUGUUCCUGGAACUUCUGGUAAAGCUGGAUCCGGGUGCCGGCAACCUGGUUACAGCCACCCAGUUCGCCUUCAUAGCUCUCGAGGGCUUCAUCUUCACCUCAAAGUUCGGUCGGGCCAAACGGGUGAUCGAUCUGAGAAGCUAUGUCCUCCUGGUGGCAAUGUUUUUCCUCACCAGCGUUUGCAAUAACUACGUAUUCCAGUACAAUGUACCUAUGACGCUCCACAUGAUAAUACGCGGCGGUUCCCUCAUAUCCAACAUGUGCCUGGGAACGCUGGUGCUAAAGAGGAGGUACAGGAUCAGCCAAUACAUAUCGGUGCUCAUGAUCACCGUGGGAAUAUUCAUCUGCACCUACUAUUCAAGUCAGGAGGUUGCGGACCACAAGGAUUACAGGGAAGUGGACAUCUUUUGGUGGCUGGUGGGCGUACUGCUCUUGGUGCUGGCCCUGUUCAUCUCCUCCUACAUGGGCAUUACCCAGGAGCUCCUGUACCGGAAACAUGGGAGCCAAUGUGCCCGGGAAGCUCUCUACUAUACUCAUUUGUUGCCGCUUCCCGCCUUCUUCCUGAUGCACGACAACAUAAGGACGCACUGGAGUCUAGCCUUUGAGGGGGACACCUACCGCCUGCCCCUGCUGGGCCUGGCUGUACCCCUUUUCCUUCUCUAUUUAGUAGGCAAUGUGCUGGCCCAGCAUCUGUGCAUUAGCUCUGUGUACUCGCUGACAACGGAAUGCAGCUCGCUGACGGUCACCCUCAUCCUGACCCUGCGCAAGUUCAUCUCCCUGGUGUUCUCCAUCGUGUACUUCAGGAAUCCCUUCACCCUGUACCACUGGCUGGGUACUGUACUCGUUUUUGUGGGCACACUGAUGUUUGCAAAUGUGAUCAAAGCUCCAAUGAGGGCGGAGCCACAAGCUGAAGCUGUGAAACAGGAUUAGACCUGACUUUUGUGACGAACAAUGAUAUAAUUCCAUUUACAUUUUACAUUUAAGUACAAGUACAAGUAAUUACAGAAUAAAAUUAAAAUUAAAAGA